Molecule: messenger RNA, 3477 nt
Organism: Pundamilia nyererei
Lineage: Eukaryota; Metazoa; Chordata; Actinopteri; Cichliformes; Cichlidae
Source: RefSeq, a predicted model, not a curated record
AGUGCUCAAGAUGGUGCCACAUCAGCACAUCCAAUUUCAACCACUGCUGAGGAGAAAAAUCAAAAGGAAGAUCAAGACCAUGCUGUUAAAGAAAGCACUACUCAAAUACAGGAACAGUUGGCCACUGGUGAAUCAGAACCAACCAGAGAGGAUGCUACAUCAUCAGAUAUCAUUACAGGCUCAGCCACAGCAGAAAGUGGAAUCACAUCCUCAUCUCUCCAUAUGACACAUUUGGAAAGUGAAUUAGCUGCUCCCCCUCAAAUUACAGAUACUUGCAAAGAGAAAAAUAUGCUAAUUGCUGUAACUGCUGAAAGUAAUUCUGAAUCAUGCAAUAAGCCAACAACACAUGAAACCAACUUGUCUGUUUCCACAAUACUGCCAUCCCCUGGAACUGCAGGUGGCAAAAUACCAGCACAUGAAGCAGAGAAUGCAUUGAGUAACAAAGACGACAGACCAGAUGAACAUCAAACUGCUGCUGACAAGCCGAGAAGAAAACCCAGUAAGUCGAUCAAGAUCAGGCUUCAAAAUAUGUUAAAGAAAAAAAAGGAAACAUCGCCCAACAAAACUAAGGUUGCUGAUAUUAAUUCAGACGAGGAGACAGAUUCAGAACUGACAGAGACAAGGGAACCAGGAAAUGAAGAUAUAGGUAUCUACAGGCAAAAAACUUCACCCUGCCUUUCUGGACCUCAAGUGGAAGAGAAUAUCUUGAUGCCAUCCAGUAAAUUUCAGAUACCAGAAGAUUCAUCAAUCAAUGAAGAAAUACUGGUGUACUUUCAUGCUGUCAUUUCUAAAGAAUUUCAUUUGGAACCCAAGAAAGACAUGGUUGUCUUAAAAUCUGAAGUGUUGUUUGGAAGCUGGGAUGGUUUUAUUGAAAUGGUCCCCAGCCAUCUUGGGGACAACCAAUAUCUUAUUGAAGUACAGUAUCGGGUUCCCAAGGAAAAAAUUCAAGAGAGCAUUCCCUACAAAUAUGCAGUUUGCAAAAAGGAGUAUGGCUUUAUCUAUGAGACCAUCAUCCGGAAAGAGAAAAAUGACCUCAUCAACAGGUGCCUAACCAUCAAUCCAGAGCUUUUAACAGCAGAAGGUGAGUGGCACCAAUAUGAUGAUAUGAUCCAUCCCAAACCAAAGAGUAAUUGGCUUUGGAAUUCUACAGAAAAAACUGUGAUAGAAGGGAGAAACUUUGCUGGCAGGGAAAUGUUACAAAUAAUCUUUGAUCAUCUCAAAACUUGGAAUGAACAGAAAGUGGGAGAAUUCUUUUCCCUACUGGAGCAGUUCUUUUAUACAUACAGUGGUCCUCUGCUUCAUGAUGGUAGAGAAAGACGAUGGGGAUUACCAUAUGAUUCAAAUCAGGUGAAAUACCUUCUUAAACAUUUUCUGGAGAAACACUUCAGUUUUGAUGCUAUAAAGAAGACAGCAAGAAUACCACCUCUCCAUGCGGGGAUUAUUGGUUUGCUUGUUUACAACAAGAAUCUGAUCCAGAUCAUGGAAGAACAUGACUACCUGAUAGACAUUGAUCAUCUUCUUGUGCACUCUUGGAUGUCUCUGAUGGGAGUUGGUUACCUAAUGAAGGACAAAUUGAUUAUGCGUGUUGAACUUCGAGACAUUCUUCAAUAUUUGCAGUUCAUUGUCAGUUCUGGCAACCGUGAACACAUGUGCAUGUUGUCGACCGCUCAACGGGAAGACCCCGGCAUAGGACAAGUGUGGACAGCUCUGAGUAAUGGGAAUAGUAACCAAGUUGACAAGACCAAGCAACCAACUUGCUCUUUGCUGUUGAGAGAGUGGGACAGGUUAAAGAUGCAGAAAGGAGUGAUGUAUCGCAUUGUAACUCCUCCAGGAAAAUCACGCUGUUCUCAGUUGGUACUACCAGAAAAGUAUAGAGUCCCUGUACUGAAAUCACUGCACGAUGACUCAGGCCAUUUGGGCCUCGACAAGACAUACGGCUUGGUAAGAAACCGGUUCUACUGGCCUCGGAUGAAGUCAGAGAUUGAAGAGUAUUGCAAGUCUUGUGAGAGGUGUAUAAAGAGAAAGACUCUACCCAAGAGAGCUGCACCUUUGUCGCAUUUGCAAAGUGAUGGACCGUUCGACCUCGUUUGUAUGGACUUUCUGUCCAUAGAGCCUGAUUCGAGCAGCAAAGAAAAUGUUCUGGUCAUUACCGAUCACUACACUCGUUAUGCUCAAGCUUUUCCAACAAAAGACCAGAGAGCCUCUACGGUUGCAAAGGUGUUGCUGGAGAAGUAUUUCGUUCAUUACGGACUGCCACGGAGGAUGCACAGUGAUCAGGGCAGAGAUUUUGAAAGUCGUCUUGUUCAUGAAGUGUUGAGUUCGCUUGGAGUUGAAAAGUCAAGAACGACGCCCUAUCAUCCUCAAGGAGACCCUCAACCCGAGAGAUUUAAUAGGACGUUGUUGGACAUGUUGGGGACCCUGGAACUGAACAGAAAGAAAAAAUGGAGUCAGCACGUCGUUCAUUUGGUUCAUGCUUAUAAUUGCACUCCAAAUGAAGCUACAGGUUUCUCUCCUUAUUUCCUUAUGUUUGGGCGUGAAGCUAGGUUACCUGUGGAUUUGUGUUUCGAGACUUCUAGUGAUGGCACACCACAGAAAACUUACCUCAAGUACGUUUCUGACCUGAGGAAGGAGUUAAAGGCUGCCUAUGAACUAGCAGAGUCCAUCGCUGCCAAACAGAAUGAGAACAAUAAGCAGCGGUAUGACAAAAGAAUCAGGUUCGCACAGCUGCUACCAGGAGACAGAGUCUUGCUACGAAACCUCGGGUUGCAAGGGAAGCAUAAACUGGCCGACCGCUGGGCGUCAAAACCAUAUGUUGUGGAAAGUAAGAUGCCGAACCUAUCAGUGUUCCGGUUGAAACCUGAAGAUGGUGAUGGACCAAUCAAGAUCCUCCAUCGAAAUCACUUACUGCCUCUUGGGGAGAGGAUAUGUCUAGACUCUGCAUCCCAUACGGAUCUCACCCCUACAAGGAGAGUCUUGCGACGGAGGAAACAGAAAGAAGGCACAGACAAGCCUGGAAAGGAAAAGACACUAUCGCAGAGAACGGCAGAUAAAGACUCUGAAAGGGAAGGAGUCACACCCGGUGAUAAAGAUGAGAAAGAGUACACUGACUCCGAAGAUGAGGAUUUUGGACUUUGGUGUGAUCUGACUGUUGAACCUCUCAGGUGCAACAUGGAUAGUGAUACUCUGGAACCAUUCAGUCUGGAUUUGGGUAUUUCCUUAAGCGACGGAGCUGAACAACCAAAAACAGUUGGGCUGGGAGUAACACAGGAAUGUGUAGAGGAACCUGAGACGGACAGUGUAGAGGACUCUGAGUCUAUUGAGACAACCGAAACGAACUACCAGAGACUGGCGAGAAUCGCGAAGAGACUGGCAAAGACAAAACACUGCCUGAAGACACUCUCUUGCAAGAAGAAGAUACUGGACUUAACUCUGAGACUAAUCCUGAUGUUGACAUUAAGGCCAGACCUCAGAGGUUAA